Molecule: messenger RNA, 1670 nt
Organism: Capsicum annuum
Lineage: Eukaryota; Viridiplantae; Streptophyta; Magnoliopsida; Solanales; Solanaceae
Product: UDP-galactose/UDP-glucose transporter 7
Exons: 8
Coding region: 470-1432 (320 amino acids)
Cellular component (GO): Golgi apparatus
Molecular function (GO): UDP-glucose transmembrane transporter activity; UDP-galactose transmembrane transporter activity; antiporter activity
Source: RefSeq, a predicted model, not a curated record
AUUUCCUUUUACCUUUGAGCUGCCGAUGAAAAUGGCCAGUGGUCAUCAUCAACAAACAAAAAUUAUUAUUAUCAUUUUUAAUAAUAAAAGAGAUUCCUUUUCUUCAACUUCCCUUUUACGCCAAAUUCCAAAUUACACUCAACACUCUCUACACUCCACAAACUUUUUUUUCCUUUCCUUUUUCUUGAUCCCAAAACCAAAACCAAAAAUAAAUAAAUAAAUAAAUAAAUAUAUAUUUUCUACAACAAAUCAUGUAAUUACAAGAAUUACUGUAUACUCGCGUGUAAAACAGGUGAUUUGAUUUGCUUUUUUUAAUAACCGUGCUGUGUGGCCAGCUUAAUUCCGCCGGAUACCUGCCAGAAUCUUUAUGUAAAUUAAGGACUGGCAAUGAAGUAAGUGCAAGGCUGUCUUUGGGGUUCAAAGAUUUUGUGUUACUGAAGGAUUCGUUUCCUUUUUGUUUGUGGGACAAAUGGAGAUUAUGGAUUCAAGUCCUUAUAAGAGUUUAUUUUCAGCAUUCUCCUAUGGCGUUGCAUCAAUGGCUAUGGUUUUCAUCAACAAGGCAGUGAUCAUGCAAUAUGCGCACUCUAUGACUCUUCUCACGGUCCAGCAAAUAGCAACAGCUUUGCUCAUACACGUUGGUAGAGUCAUGGGAUACACAAAAGCCAGAGAAUUAAAUGCAGAGACAGCGAAAAGGCUUUUCCCAGUUUCAUUGUUCUACAAUGCGAAUGUGGGAUUUGCUUUAGCAAGUUUGAAAGGAGUAAAUAUUCCUAUGUAUAUUGCCAUCAAAAGGCUUACACCACUUGCUGUACUAGUAGCUGGAUUCUUUACCGGAAAGGCUAAACCUACUACUCAGGUUACACUUUCCGUAUUACUUACUGCUGCCGGAGUUCUUAUCGCAGCUCUUGGAGAUUUUUCAUUCGAUCUUUUUGGAUACAGUUUGGCCUUUAUUUCUGUUUUCUUCCAGACCAUGUACCUUGUGUUGGUUGAGAAGUCGGGAGCAGAGGAUGGGCUUUCGUCGAUUGAGAUCAUGUUUUACAACAGUUUCUUAUCUUUGCCAUUUUUGCUAUUCCUCAUCAUAACCACAGGAGAAUUUCCAAAUUCUUUAUCUAUUUUAUUUGCAAAGAGUAGUUCAAUAUCAUUUCUUGCAAUUCUUAUUCUUUCAUUGGUGAUGGGCAUCGUCUUGAACUAUACGAUGUUCUUGUGCACCAUUGUUAACUCAGCUUUAACCACCACAAUUGUCGGAGUCCUCAAGGGAGUUGGAUCUACGACACUUGGAUUUGUCAUGUUGGGAGGAGUAGAAGUACAUGCUUUGAAUGUCACUGGUUUGGUGAUCAACACAGCUGGUGGGGUGUGGUAUUCAGUAGCCAAAUACCAACAGAAGAAGAGCAAAUUGCCCAAGAUAAUGUCCGAUAUCGAAGGUCAUCGUAAAUAAAAAAACUUCCAAUUAGUUGGUUCCAUAGAGUUCAAUAUUUAUACUUCUUUUUCCUUCACAAAUUGUGAAUAGGAAUUACAGUUGCAUUCACCAUUGAUGAUUUUGUCAAAGGUAAUAGAACAUUGUGUUUUCUAUAAGGUGUGGGGAAUAGAAUCAAUUUGAUAGUACCUUGAACCAUGUACUUGUGAUGUUAUAUGUAAACAUUGGAGAUGUUGUAUUACCAUCUUUUGUCUUGUCA